AUGCCCCUCCUCACACCCGCCGCCGACGCCACCGCCUCGCCCAGCGCGCUCGCGCAGCAGCUGCAGCGCGACGCCGCGGCUUCGGGCGCCAGCAGCUUCGCCGCCGUCUACGCGUCGCACGUCGUCGUGCAGGACGGGGCAGACGGCGGUCAGCUGAAACGCAGCUGGUGCGGCGACUGCGUGGCGGCGGAGCCGAUGGUCGAGAGGAAGUUUGGCGGAUCGUCGUCGGACGACGGUGAUGGCGGGAAGAAAUGCUGGGUUGUGUGGGUGGGGGAUAAGGAUGAAUGGAGGACGCCGGAGAAUGUGUGGAGGAAGGCGCCGUUUGGUAUCACGCACUUGCCGACGUUGGUCAAGGUUACGCCCGAGGGGAAGUGGGAGAAGCUGGUUGAGGGUGACGUUUACAAUCAAAAGAAACUUGAUGCUUUUGUCGGAUUCUAG
Diplodia corticola is the source of this 438-nucleotide messenger RNA. Its product is annotated as thioredoxin-like protein 5. Gene Ontology annotation, cellular component: cytosol. NCBI's taxonomy places the organism in Eukaryota, Fungi, Ascomycota, Dothideomycetes, Botryosphaeriales, Botryosphaeriaceae. The coding region runs from base 1 to 438 and encodes 145 amino acids. The record is from RefSeq and is a predicted model, not a curated record. Gene Ontology annotation, molecular function: protein-disulfide reductase [NAD(P)H] activity. The transcript has 3 exons.